AUGUCCAACAGCAGCUUCCUCACCGAGUUCCUCCUCCUGGCAUUUGCGGACAAACGGGAGCUGCAGCUCUUGCACUUCUCACUCUUCCUGGGCAUCUACCUGGCUGCCGUCCUGGGCAACAUCCUCAUCAUCUCUGCCAUAGCCAGUGACCACCGCCUCCACACCCCCAUGUACUUCUUCCUCCUCAAUCUCUCCAUCCUGGACUUUGGCUCCAUCUCCACCACUGUCCCCAAAUCCAUGGCCAAUUCCCUGUGGAACACAAGGGCCAUUUCCUACUCAGGAUGUGCUGCCCAGGUCUUUUUUCUCUUCUUCUUCAUUGGAGCAGAAUAUUAUCUCCUCACUGUCAUGGCCUAUGACCGCUAUGUUGCCAUCUGCAGACCCCUGCACUACGGGACACUCAUGGGCAGCAGAGCUUGUGUCCAAAUGGCAGGAGCUGCCUGGGCCAGUGGUUUCCUCUAUGCUGCCCUGCACACUGCGAACACAUUUUCAAUUCCACUCUGUGAGGGCAAUGUCGUGGACCAGUUCUUCUGUGAAGUUCCCCAGCUCCUCAGGCUCUCCUGCUCCGAUUCCUAUCUCAGGGAAAUCGGACUUCUCACGUUUAGCGCUUUCUUAUUUUUGGGUUGCUUUGUUUUGAUUGUUCUUUCCUACAUGCAGAUCUUCACGGCUGUGCUGAGGAUCCCCUCCAAGCAGGGCCGGCACAAAGCCUUUUCCACCUGCCUCCCGCACCUGGCCGUGGUCUCCCUGUUUGUCAGCACCGGCCUCUUUGCCUACCUGAAGCCCCCCUCCAUGUCCUCCCCAGCUCUGGAGCUGGUGGUGGCUGUUCUGUACUCAGUGGUGCCUCCAACACUGAACCCGCUCAUCUACAGCAUGAGGAACAAGGAGCUGAAGGACGCAGUGUGGAAAGUGAUUGACUGGACAUUUUUCAGCAGCAAGAAACUUCCCAUCUUCUUCUGCAAAUGA
Molecule: messenger RNA, 960 nt
Organism: Dromaius novaehollandiae (emu)
Lineage: Eukaryota; Metazoa; Chordata; Aves; Casuariiformes; Dromaiidae
Product: olfactory receptor 14A16-like
Exons: 1
Coding region: 1-960 (319 amino acids)
Biological process (GO): G protein-coupled receptor signaling pathway
Cellular component (GO): membrane
Molecular function (GO): G protein-coupled receptor activity; olfactory receptor activity; odorant binding
Source: RefSeq, a predicted model, not a curated record